Messenger RNA from Aspergillus tanneri, 1599 nucleotides. RefSeq lists its product as uncharacterized. The coding region runs from base 1 to 1599 and encodes 532 amino acids. The record is from RefSeq and is a predicted model, not a curated record. The transcript is spliced from 2 exons. NCBI's taxonomy places the organism in Eukaryota, Fungi, Ascomycota, Eurotiomycetes, Eurotiales, Aspergillaceae.
AUGGUCUCUACCUACGCCCACAAUUCUUCCAUGCGCGAUAGAAUCGAGCGUGUCACUCGAGACCUAGAAGAAAUCUCCAACAUACUAUCCAUCCAUGUAUCGCCCCUGCGAACAGGACGUUUACGACGGUUCUUCACCGAGGAACUUGCAUCUCUCCGCAGCGAGCCAUUCGAUGCAUACGAUCAAGAAAGUAAAGUGGAUUACCUACUGCUUCAGAACUACCUGGAGAGACGGCUGCGCACCCUGGUCCUGAACACAGAGCGAGACGAGAGAGCACGUCCUCUUCUUCCCUUUGCCGCGGCGCUGGUCGAUCUGUGUGAAUCUCGCGCAGCGGUUCGUCCUCUCGUGCCGAAGGACACGGCGCAGGUUCUCUCCCAGACGCAAAAGUGCGUUUCACGCGGCAAAAAAACCAUCGAUGCUUUGAGAGAGCAUCUGAAAGAGUGGUUCGGGUUUUAUAAAGGCUACGAUCCCCUGUUUGACUGGUGGGUAGUACAUCCAUACGGAGUGGUCGAUAGCAGUCUGGAGAGUCUGUCGUCUACGAUUCGAGAGAAACUCGUCGGGAUAAAACCAGGAGACGAAGAUGCGAUCGUGGGUGAGCCGAUCGGACGGGGAGCUUUGCUUCUCGAGCUUCACACGGAGAUGAUCCCGUACACGCCAGAGGAGAUCCUCGCGAUCGGGGAGAGAGAAUUCGACUGGUGCAUCGCGGAAAUGAAACACGCAUCGAAUGCCAUGGGGUUCGGCGACGAUUGGAAACAAGCCCUCGAGGAGGUCAAAAACGACUACGUCGAGCCGGGGAACCAGACGCAGCUGGUGCGGGAUCUCGCCCGCGAAGCCAUUGCCUUCGUGGAGAAUCACAACCUCGUCACCGUCCCGUCGAUCGCCAAAGAAACCUGGCAAAUGUUCAUGAUGUCGCCGGAGAAGCAGAAAACAAACCCGUUCUUCCUUGGGGGCGACUCGAUCAUCGUAUCCUAUCCGACGGAUACGAUGGACCACGAGAGAAAGAUGAUGAGCAUGCGCGGGAACAAUAUUCAUUUCUCGCGCGCGACCGUCUUCCACGAGCUGAUCCCGGGCCAUCGAUUGCAGUUUUAUAUGACUUCGAGAUAUCGUUCGUAUCGCCAGCUAUUUCACACACCUUUCUGGAUCGAGGGCUGGUCCCUCUACUGGGAGAUGAUCCUGUGGGAUGACCCCCGGUUCCAGAAGACGUCACAUAACCGCAUUGGGAUACUCUUCUGGCGACUUCAUCGCUGCGCCCGAAUCAUUUUCUCCGUGAACUUCCACCUGGGUCGAAUGACGGCGCAGGAGUGCAUCGAUCUGCUCGUUGACCAGGUCGGACAUGAACGCGCCACGGCAGAAGGCGAGGUGCGACGGUCGCUAGCGGGGGAUUAUUCCCCAUUAUAUCAGGCGGGAUACAUGCUAGGAGCGUUACAGAUUUCUGCACUGCGUAGGGAGAUCGUGGACACUGGAGUGGUGGCGGAGAUCGACUUCCACGACCGAUUUCUGAAGGAAAAUGGGAUGCCCAUUGAGCUGGUCAGGGCCCUGAUGGAGGAAAUUCCACUGAGCAGGGAUUAUUCCCCCUCCUGGAGAUUCUACCAGCUAUAG